AUGGCUAAGGCAAGGGAUGCCCUUCAAAUGCAUUUGAUGGUCAAACUACGCAAUGACUUUGGUAAUUCGAAGAUAGGCUGCCGGGCAAACACCGCUGGGAAUACCAUCAUCAGCAAGCUGAUUGGCGAUAUCACCAUCAAGUCAGGCAAGAAGAAAUCGCGCCCCCUCAAUGCAAUGGAGGUUUAUGCCAAGAAGUAUUAUGCAUCGCGUGUCCAGCCUGCAGUCAAGGAGGAACUCGAUGCCAUGAAGAACACAGUUGACGCACCUGAACCCAAAAAGCGGGUGAUUCAGGUUGUCUGCAAACAACUAGCAUCCUGCUGGGAGAAUGAAAGUGCGCAGGUGAAGGAAGAGGUCACGAAAUUGGCCCAAGAGAUGAAGGAAAAGAGGGAGAAAGAGAAAGAAGCCCUGAUGGUAGGCAGGGUUAUAUGCAGACUUACAGAAAUACUGUCCACAUUUUUCACCGAGUUACAUGAUUCAACGGGAUGGAAAUUCAGUGUCUUACUAGCUGGUCCUGACCCUGCGAACACCGGCAAACUCGAUGUCAGUAGCCUGCAUAUUGGAAUGACCCUUGCUGGCAAUUGGUUCAAUCAAGCAUGUCUGAAAUUCGAGGAGAGUAUCAUGGUGCCUUACUUUGAGUUUGCAUCUCAAGCAUUUCCUGAUCAAGAUGUAGCCAAUGCUGCAUUAUUAUUAUCAAAGGGAACCACCACGCCUGACCAGAAUGAUACAUCACUGCCAGACACACAGGCGCUGCCAGCCCAUAACUCCCAUAACUCCGUCACAGCUGAUAUAUCACUCGCUACCAUCUCUUCCGCAUCCUCUUCCACACCUGAUACAUCACUCAUAACUGUCUCUUCCGUGUUCACUUUCACACUCAAUACAUCAUUCAUGGCAUCAGUACCAUCCUGGUUGCAAUCCGCUUACAACUUCUUCCAAUUUGCUCCCCCCGAUCUUCAAGAUGACAAUGUUGAUCUAGACUUCAACAGUACAAUCCUACCGAUGCCACCCAACUACAAGCCACCAUCUCCGUUAGCUCCCCCUUCUCCAAUACAGUUUUCGUCCACUUCCUCUGGAAUGGAUUGGUUUGCUUCUUCGAGAUUAUCUCCUCCAACUUCCACCUUGAGAUUGGCAGACCUUAAUUCUGCUGGUCCCUUGGGACACGACUCUGACAACGCCCUCACAACUUUGCAGAGCCAAGUGUCUCCUCCUUGUCUUCGCCGUAUAUCAUCUGUCCUCACAAAAACUACAAAUGCCAAUCCUUACGCUUCUGCCCCAUACAACAAUCCCAUGGCAACUCCUACUCUCGUGCAUUCUCCAACUUCGUUGUGCCUGAACCUCCCACCAUGGAACCUAUUAUGGCCACUCCUUCUCCGCCCGCCAUGGUUGGUGGGGUGUUACCAGUGA
Suillus bovinus is the source of this 1401-nucleotide messenger RNA. RefSeq lists its product as uncharacterized. Lineage: Eukaryota; Fungi; Basidiomycota; Agaricomycetes; Boletales; Suillaceae. The record is from RefSeq and is a predicted model, not a curated record. The transcript is spliced from 4 exons. The coding region runs from base 1 to 1401 and encodes 466 amino acids.